Messenger RNA from Gadus chalcogrammus (walleye pollock), 3333 nucleotides. Its product is annotated as NACHT, LRR and PYD domains-containing protein 12-like. Lineage: Eukaryota; Metazoa; Chordata; Actinopteri; Gadiformes; Gadidae. The record is from RefSeq and is a predicted model, not a curated record. Gene Ontology annotation, molecular function: protein binding. The annotation marks the transcript as partial. The transcript is spliced from 9 exons.
UGUGUUUGUGUUCCCCACAGACACCAGAAGAGGUCAAAGGUUACCAGUGCUCAGUCUCUACAGCAGCAUCAAACAGAGCUGAUCAAGAGGGCUGAGGAGAACGCACACGCUUUUCUAGACAAGGAGCUGAAGAAGCUCUGGAGGGUUCUCUUCUCAGAUUACCCACAAUGCUCAGAGGGUCAGAGAGUGGAGGAGGAGGAGGUGGAUGGUAAGAAGGAGGAGCAGAGGAGGCGCGCCAUAGAGGGAGUGGUGGACAUCACAAAGCUCUGCCUGAUGGAGAUGAACCAGAAGGGACUGGCCGACACACUGCGGGGCGGAUCUGCUGCUGUCGAUUGCCAACAUAAAAUCAAGUCUCAUUUGAAGAAGAAGUUCAGGUGUGUGUUUGAGGGAAUUGCUAAAGCAGGACAGCCAACAGAUCUGAACGACUUCUACACAGAGAUCUUCAUCACAGAGGGAGGCAGUGGAGAGGUCAACAAGGAACAUGAGGUCAGAUUGAUUGAAACAGCUUCCAGGAAACCAGCCAAAGAAGGAACACCAAUCAGAUGUGAGGACAUCUUUAAACCCUUACCUGGACACGAUCAACCAAUAAGAACAAUGAUGACAACUGGAGUGGCCGGCAUUGGUAAAACCGUCUUAACACACAAGUUCACUCUGGACUGGGCUGAGGGCAAAACCAACCAGGACAUACACUUCACAUUUCUCCUCACUUUCAGAGAGCUGAAUUUACUGAAAGGGAAAGAGUUUAGCUUGGUGGAACUUCUUCAUCACCUCUUUAUUGAGACCAAAGAAGCAGGAAUCUGCAGGUUUGACCGGUUCCAAGUUGUCUUCAUCUUGGAUGGUCUGGAUGAGUGUCGACUUCCUCUGGACUUCAAGAACAACCCGAUCUGGACGGAUGUCACAAAGUCCACCUCGGUGGACGUGCUGCUGACCAACCUCAUCAGGGGUAACCUGAUUCCCACCGCUCGCAUUUGGAUAACCACACGCCCUGCGGCAGCCAAUCAGAUCCCUGCUGAGUGUGUUGACAUGGUGACAGAGGUGAGGGGGUUCACCGACCAACAGAAGGAGGAUUACUUCAGGAAGAGAUUCAGCGAGGAGACGCUGGCCAGAACAAUCAUCUCCCACGUCAAGAAAUCACGAAGCAUCCACAUCAUGUGUCACAUCCCAGUCUUCUGUUGGAUCACUGCUUCUGUUCUGGAGGACAUCUUCAAAAAAUCCCAGAUCGAAGAGAUGCCUAAGACCGUGACUCAGAUGUACAGCCACUUCCUGAGGGUUCAGUCUAUACAGGGGGACAGGAAGUACCAUGGGAGGGCUGAAACAGAUCCAGACUGGAGUUCAGAGAACAGGGAGAUCAUUGUUUCUCUGGGAAAACUGUCUUUUAACCAGCUGGAGAAAGGCAACCUGAUUUUCUACGAGGCAGACCUUGUAGAGUGUGACAUCGAUAUCAGAGCAGCCUCAGUGUACUCAGGAGUGUUCACCCAGAUCUUUAAAGAGGAGUGUGGGCUGUACCAGGACAAGGUGUUCUGCUUUGUCCAUCUGAGCAUCCAGGAGUUUCUGGCUGCCCUUUACGUCUUUCUGUCCUUCAUCGAUACUGGUGUCAAUCUGCUCUCAACCUACAAAAAAGAUAAACUCCUCCUCUACCAGAAUGCUGUGGACAAGGCCUUACAGAGUGAGAACGGACACCUGGACUUGUUCCUCCGCUUCCUCCUGGGCCUCUCUCUGGAGACCAAUCAGAAUGUCCUGCGAGGUCUGCUGGGACAGACAGGAUGGGGCUCGCAAACCAAAAAGGUAACAGUGUCUUACAUCAAGCACAAGAUUGGUGGAGAUCUCUCUCCAGAGAGAAGCAUCAACCUGUUCCACUGUCUGAAUGAGCUGAACGACUGUUCUCUAGUGGAGGAGAUCCAACAGACCCUGACAACAGGAAGUCUCUUCGAAACACGUGUCUCUCCUGCUCAGUGGUCAGCUCUGGUCUUCAUCUUACUGACAUCAGAAGAGGGGCUGGACGUGUUUGACCUGAAGAAAUACAAAGCUUCAGAGGAGGGUCUUCUGAGGCUGCUGCCAGUGGUCAAAGCCUCCAAAACAUCUCUGCUGUAUGGCUGCCAUCUGUCAGAGAGAUGCUGUGAAGCUCUGGCCUCAGUUCUCAGCUCCAACUCCUCUAGUCUGAGAGAGCUGGACCUGAGUACCAAUGAUCUGCAGGACUCAGGAGUGAAGCUGCUCUCUGCUGGACUGGGGAGUCCACAUUGUACACUGGAAACUCUCAGCUUGUCUGGCUGCCUGGUCACACAGGAAGGCUGUGCUUCCCUGGCCUCAGCUCUGAGCUCCAACCCCUCCCAUCUGAGAGAGCUGGACCUGAGCUACAAUCACCCAGGAGACUCUGGAGCUGCGCUGCUCUCUGCUGGACUGGAGGAUCCACGCUGGAGACUGGACACUCUCAGUGUGGAGCACGGUGGAGUGUGGAGGCUGAAACCAUCUCCACAGAGAUAUGCCUGUGACCUCACACUGGACCCCAACACGGCCUACAGACGACUCUCUCUGUCUGAGGACAACAGGAAGGUGACGGUGGUUGAAGAGGACCAGUCGUAUCCGGAUCACCCAGACAGAUUUGACUACUGGGACCAGGUGUUGGGCAGAGAGGCUCUGACUGGCCGCUGUUACUGGGAGGUAGAGAGGGAAGGAUGGGUUGGUAUAGGAGUGACAUACAGAAGAAUCACAAGGAGAGGACGGGGUGUUGACAGCGGGCUUGGAGGGAACAACAAGUCCUGGGGUCUUUAUUGUUCUGAUGGUGGUUACAUUGCCUGGUACAACGGUAGUAGAACAGACCUCCCUCUCCGCGCCGCUGGCUCCACCAGAGUAGGAGUGUAUCUGGACCGGCCUGCUGGCUCUCUGUCCUUCUACAGAGUGUCCCCAGGUGGAGGAGGGUCCUCAGACACACUGACACACCUCCACACCUUCUGGUCCUCCAGCCGUUUGGGUGUGCUGGUGCGCUACACGUUGUCCUGCCAUGGGACGGUUCCCUCUGCAACCUGGUCCGCCUACCAGGCUGAGCUGGCUCUGGAGGAGGUGUUCUGGGGCCACCCGCUGUGCCAGGAAGACCGAGUGUAUUCCGUCAGCCUGGGGACCGCGAGCGCUGACGCCAACUCCCUCACCCACUACAGAGGGUUCCCUGCCCAGGCCCUCCCUUCUUCUGCAGCAGCUGGGAUCGAGCCGCCACCGCUGAGAAACUGGACCGGGGACAGGGAGCAAGCCGAGCGGAUAGAGACUCUUCAGAUUUUGAGUCUGUCGAGGGGACCGUUCCGGUCCGUCAAGCCUGCUCCGUCAAGCAGCAGGCUUGACUGA